CUUCGAUCGUGUUGCUGCCUCGCCCUGCCUCGGUCUGCAUGUUUGCUUCGUUGCUGUGGCUUCCACUGCACGCCCGCACGCCCGGCUCUUCGUCCCCAACCCACCUCUUGUUCCCCAACUCACCUCUCCAGCUCUCCUCCCCUUUAAAAGCUCCUCCCGAGCUUUCACCUCACACCACAACACGACCUUCGCUUCUUCCUAUUAAUCCUUGCUUGCUCCCCUCCUUCUUCCUUAGUGAAGUUAGCCUGAUCGACCGAUCCUAUCCAUAUCUCCAGUGAGCCCAAGCUCGAUCGUUUCUUCAAUCCAAAGACCAAAGGAACUCCCUGGAACAAGAAAGGCCCAGGAGAAACGAAUCGAUACUAAAGAAACCUCCCGAGCGAGCUCCCUAUCCUAUCCACCCAUCGCCAUGGGCAGGCAGUGCUCUGUCCUCGCCCGUGCACACCACCAACAGUGUCGUGGGUCACCCAGAAACUAAGAGAGCAAGGGAGAGAGAAGAAACUCUUGCACCGCCCAACUCUUUUGGGCUGUUUCUUUGGGCUAGCGAGAAUGCGGCAGCUGUCGUCGCUGCUGCAGGGGCUGGCCCGAUCCAUGGCUGGAAAAGAGAGGAAGGAGGAUGAUCCGCAGGGGACGGUGCUGCGGUCGUCGGGGACGCUGCGGGGCGAGGGCUCCGAGACCUUGGCCGCCGUGUGGUCUCGCCGCGGCGAGAAGGGCACCAACCAGGACUGCUCCCUCGUCUGGGAGGGAUUCGGAUGCCAGGAUGACACCAUCUUCUGCGGCAUCUUCGACGGCCACGGCCAGUGGGGCCACUACGUCUCCAAGGCCGUCCGGGACUCGCUGCCGCCGUCGCUGCUGCGCCACUGGCAGGAGGCCGUCGCGCUGGCGUCGCUCAUCGACGGCGAGAAGAAGCUCGGCGACUGCCAGUUCGACCUCUGGAGGCAGUCCUACCUGGCCGCCGCCGCCGCCGUCGAUGAAGAGCUCCGCCGCAGCCGCCGUCUCGACGCGGUCAACAGUGGCUCCACGGCGUUGUCGAUCGUCAAGAAGGGUGACACGAUGGUUAUCGCGAACGUGGGGGACUCACGAGCCGUCCUUGGCACCACGUCGGACGACGGCAGCAUCGCCGCCGUUCAGCUCACCGUCGACUUCAAACCAAACCUGCCUCAGGAGAAGGCGCGCAUCGUGCAGUGCAAGGGCCGCGUGCACUGCCACGACGACGAGCCCGGCGUGCAUCGGGUGUGGCUGCCCGACAGGGAGGCGCCGGGGCUGGCCAUGUCACGCGCGUUCGGCGACUACUGCGUCAAGGACUACGGCGUGAUCUCGGCGCCGGAGGUGACGCAGAGGAGGAUCACCUCCCGGGACCAGUUCGUCAUCUUGGCCACCGACGGGGUUUGGGACGUGGUCUCCAACGAAGAGGCGGUGCAGAUCGUGGCUGACACGCCGGAGAGGGAGAAGGCGGUGAAGCGGCUCCGCCACGGCGGCCGCACGCCCCCGCGG
Molecule: messenger RNA, 1491 nt
Organism: Triticum urartu
Lineage: Eukaryota; Viridiplantae; Streptophyta; Magnoliopsida; Poales; Poaceae
Product: putative protein phosphatase 2C 48
Biological process (GO): protein dephosphorylation
Molecular function (GO): protein serine/threonine phosphatase activity
Source: RefSeq, a predicted model, not a curated record